Molecule: messenger RNA, 2381 nt
Organism: Dendronephthya gigantea
Lineage: Eukaryota; Metazoa; Cnidaria; Anthozoa; Malacalcyonacea; Nephtheidae
Product: mothers against decapentaplegic homolog 6-like
Exons: 4
Coding region: 148-1215 (355 amino acids)
Biological process (GO): SMAD protein signal transduction; transforming growth factor beta receptor signaling pathway; BMP signaling pathway
Cellular component (GO): heteromeric SMAD protein complex
Molecular function (GO): transcription regulator inhibitor activity; I-SMAD binding
Source: RefSeq, a predicted model, not a curated record
CAUUUAAUUUCAUACUACAGUCUAGACAAUUGAGCUGUCGAACGCUGCUAGCUUGUACACAAGGAAAACGUGGCUAUCUAGCGAUUUAUUCAACCCACCACUAUCCCACUUUGGUUCCUAACCACUGUGAGAUCGUUAUUUCCGUUAAUGUUUAGCCUACACAGACGGUAUUUAGUUCAGAAGAUUUGGAGCGCCAGAGAGAUUUGUAUAGGAGAUCAAGUAUCCGCAAAAGCGUUUGGCUACCUGAAAGAGGCUGUUCAUAGUUUCCUCGGGAGUUUGGACACAGCGUCUUUGCGUCUACUGGCGAAGAUACUCGACGAGAAAUCCUCAGACGCGUGCCUCAAGAUAGGCGGCGAGGAUACUGCCGAGUCUUCGCUACAAAAUCAACGAUACUUUAUAUCCAGAGUUUGGCGUUGGCCCGAUUUGAAAGACGGCAGCAAGUUGAAGCAUAUAGAAGAAGGUAGCAGCAGUGAGGAGGGGGAAACGGGCAUGGGGGAUUGCCUGUGUGUCAACCCGUUCCACUUAUCAAGGAUAAGUAAGCGAGAAAUACCGUAUCAAGGGCUUCGUGCGAAGCCGAAAAGCGAAAUACUGUGCCACGAUGAUUCAGGGCUAUACUGUGGAAGCGUUGACACGACAAGUUGUGGCAACAGAACUGGAGCUUGCGAAGGUGUUGCCUCGACAAAACAAGAGGAAUCUCGUUUCAGACCAUGGAUUACGCUCGCUUACUGGGAACGCGACAAGCGUGUCGGUAGCAUGUACCAUGGCUAUGAAAAUACUAUAAAUAUUUACGAGAGCAAAACGAAAGGUCACAGACACGGAUUAUGCUUGAAAGAUCUAAACAGAACUUGUGAAAUAAAUGACAAUACUAAGAUUGUACUUCGGAACAUUGGCGAAGGCAUCCAAGUGAACCUCGAAAACGGAGACAUAUGGAUCUACAAUAAAUCUCAAUCACCCGUGUUUUUAAACGGGCAAUUAUUACAGAGACUUCAUAACACAGACACACCACGGGUCGAGAAACUAUCAAGCGGUUACGGGCUAAAGGUAUUUGACUGCAACGCUAACGCUUCCAGCAGACAAUCUGCGGAUAACACGCACGAGGAACAGCACUGUCUAAGAGUCAGUUUUGUCAAGGGAUUUGGCAGAGGAUACAAACGACAGACGAUAAUGAACUGUCCGUGCUGGGUCGAAAUGUUCUUCACGCUUCCAAAGUCAUGAUAUCAAUCAUAGUGACAUGCCACAAACGGGGUAAAUUGAGAUGGGAAAUUACUCAAGCCAGACAUUGCUAUAUGUGAUGUUCCAAAUAUCUAACGUUAUCCCAGGAGGUUACUCCCAACCCUAUUUAUGAGAAUCAAGGAACCUCUCUGAUACGUCUCAAGGCAAGAGGCCAGACAUAAGGAUUUGAUUAACUUUUCGAUAUCGGUCGACAAUUUCACGCAAAAAGCUGUCUAAAAUUUAUGUCUGUGUGCAUGUGUGUUCAAGCCAAGAAUCGCCGACUAGAAGCAUAUGUACACAUGAAGGAAGCCUAGAAGAGGCACGGAGUAUUUACCUUCCAACAUGCAUAAGGACCUGAUUACUUCAAUAUAUAUAUAUAUAGUCGCAUAAACCACAAUCAUAUGUGAUUAGAACACGAUUUGUGUGUAUACAGUUACCGUAUGUCGACCUAUUGUGUGUGAAAUAAUCAGGACUUUCCACUAAGGCUUUUUGUACAUGAGCGCCGUAACGGAGAACGCGUUAUAAUGGGAUAAUAUUAUAUAUCAGAGACUUUUCUAAGUCAAGGGCACUAUAUGUGUUGCAAUAAAGAAAUUUACGGUUUAUAAAACCAAGACAAUGAGCGCUUUCAAAUGAACGAAAUAAAAUCUCUAUACAAAUAAACUCGAGACCUCUUUUAAUCUGUACUAUAGACAAUAUGACCCUUCGUCGUCAGCUGGGGAACAAUUUAACCAAAAAUGGUCGAAAUUUUCGGAUUUUUAAGGUUCUCAAACUUCGCUUUGUAAAGGUUCUGACCUACACAGAAGGAGCCUUUUUAGCAUAUUGUAAACCUGGUCCAUACCUGUCAACGCGUUUCUCUUGCCAAAUUAUUAAAAUUGUGAAUAGGGCGAUUCUGUUUUCAUGAAUAGAUAUGCUAUAUGACAGCGGUGGGCAUCCUGAAUACAGCUCAUUCACUCGGCACUUUCGAAAACGUCUGUGAAUGAAGAAAAUGUUGAUAUUAGAACCUGCUUUGAAUGCAAAUCAAUGCUGAGCUGAUCUUAUUCUCUUGAUAUAUUGUAAGAAAAUGGCGCAGUCUGCAUUGCAUGCAUACAAAUAGUAUUUUCUGUCAGUAAAACUACGUAUAGAAGAUAACCACGCGUUUGAAAGAUCAGUUGCAAACAAUGCUGGAAUAA